Messenger RNA from Penicillium argentinense, 360 nucleotides. RefSeq lists its product as uncharacterized. The coding region runs from base 1 to 360 and encodes 119 amino acids. Lineage: Eukaryota; Fungi; Ascomycota; Eurotiomycetes; Eurotiales; Aspergillaceae. The record is from RefSeq and is a predicted model, not a curated record. The transcript has 2 exons. Gene Ontology annotation, cellular component: nucleolus.
AUGGCGGACGAGUUCAAGCCCGGCCGGCUCAGACUGAAGGGUGUGGACACCGGUCGGGUCGAGAAGAAAAAGAAGAAGAAGGCGUUGAAGAAAGAGAAGAAGGACGACGCGAAGACCCAGGACCCUGCCGAAGGUCCUGGCGACAAGCAGGGUGAGGAGGCGCCUAGCUCGCCUAAGCCUGGCCAGGAGGAGAAGGUCGAGCCUCGUCGUUAUCUGACCAAGGCUCAAAUUGAGUUCGAGAAGCGAAAGCGUGAGCGAGAGCUCGAGAAGGCCCGCCGCGGCGAAUACAAGUCGCACAAGCAGAAGGUGCAGGAGUUCAAUGAGGGGCUCAGCCGCCUGAGCGAGCACCACGACAUGUAA